AACGACGACGUUGUUGUUAUUAUUACUAUUGACGUUGUUGUUGUUGUUGUCAUAGUCGACGUCGAUAAUGAUGAUUAUAAUCAUGCAGACGAAACAGGAGACGCUGCAGGGCUACGAAGAGUUUCGCCUGCAACAGCUGUGGCGAUAAGGCUAUGUACGAAUCACCGCAAUCAGCCAAAAUAGAAGCGCAAUGCAGACAUGAGAGCGACCACUACAGAUACUUCAACAGCGAACAGCUAGGCGAUGAGGAGGAUAGCAACAGCAACAGUCAUAAUGAUAUCUCCAAAAUAGCAAAGAAAUGGAACAACAACCACAAUAAAAACAACAAAGUAAUGAUUUUGACAAAAGGCACAUCAUGGCAUCGCCUGGGUCAGCGGUAGGAGUCAAUAGUACCAGCGGCACAUCACAAUGGACAGGGGCUCGUCUGAGGAUCGUCUUCCUCGCUGAUCCGUAGCCGAACUCCGAUCUGCUACUUCCCCAUUAUAAGAAGCCUCAUUUGAUUUCAUCGCUCAUUCUUCCUCCACCCACAUUCUAGAUAGCCGCCACCACCUCCUUUGUCUUGUGCAUUGUUGUUGUUGGCUAUCCGUAAGAGGCAGCCAGCGGUUGCAGUACGGCAAUGCUGCAAUUGCUGGCUGGCUAUAUACAUACAUAUAUAUGUGCUGUCGAUUUUGAUGAGAAGUACGAGUUUGCCAGGUUGUAACUGUUACGUCACAGUGCACACGUUGAGCAUGAACGCGCUUUCAUAUUGAGCAGAAGCAGUGGUCGUCUUGGCGACUGAGGAAAAGACGCCGAAGGUAAAGAAGAGACAACUAAUCCUGUGCUAUGCGUGAAGAGAAUCGUGCUGGACCAUCCUAGCCCCUAGUUCUCAAUUUCCUUGAGACGCCGCAACUUUCACUACUACUCGUCGUCGUUGUCAGACUUCAGACGGCCUUUGCAUUGACACGUCAUAGGAUAUCUUUUUCGUGGAGAAAGAGCGAGAGACAAGGGUGACGUUGGCAGGCCAAAAUGAGCGAUUGCGUAAAGGAGCGAUUCCUCAUAAAGUCGAUCCUGCCAACUACUAACAUUGCCACGACUAAUGUUUCGGCUGCUAAUGGUAACUGAACGUGAAGCAGACUAGACUAGCAGGUGUAUUUGCCUAUACCCAGCGGCACUUCUGCCAGCUUCAAAGACUGGCAGGAAGAUUCCCUUAAGUAAACGAAAACAACGGGAACGAAGCAUGAACUGCAAGGAAACCAGGCUGACAGAAGCUAUAUUGCAAAGCACGCAGACGAUCGGGACGGAAGUUGGACAACGUUGAAAAUGCUUACCUCCGUCACGUCUUCUUCUGCUCUGGUAAAGACGGUUAGAACUCGGCUUUGGCGACGGCGACAUUCCCUUGACGUAAUGGAAGCGGAGAGCGUACGGGAUCGCUCGCAUAAGACUCCAAAGCCAUCGAAGGGGAUCCAAAAUUAGUCGAACCAAUUCGCCUAACCACGUUGUUUAUUCAUUUGCCAUAUAUAUAUAUAUAUAUAUAUAUAUUUGGAUAAAUAUGUACGCAGACCCACCCAACAUCUUCGCGGCAUAUGCGCUUUGCGGCAUCUCUUGAUGGCCCCAGACUGAAAAUCCACUGAUAGACAUCGCGUCUUCAUCGGGGUGUCUGUCGCUUGGGGUCCGAUCUACAACAUGCACUAGCACAACGUACGGUUCGCGCAGUACUUGCUGUUCAUUUCAUCAGCGAAAGCACUUUAAUGCUAUAGCGCGUUGUGUAGACGUUAGGUUCAGAUCUUGACGCAAGCAGCUUGAGCACUACUGAAGUGUUACAGAUUUAGUUGAAGAAUCAAGAUCUUGGGGGAUGGCUUUCGACGUAUCAAAUCCUGUAUAUCGUAUUACACAAGCAGUGUCAAAAGCAAGCCUCAUCGUAACGGAAUGGGAAAAAUCGAUUUUAACGGAUCAUUCUAUUGGAUCAUUAAAUAUUGUCUGCUGUGACGACGCAUGUGUGUGUCAGUUACUGUUUUUUUUUACGAUUUUCUAAACUGUAAAGUUCAGACAAACGUAUGAAAGUUUUGUAUAAAUACCCUGUACUUAAUCAGUGGGCAAUUAUGCUAUAAGCAUAGUUUACGGCUUUUGUAAGCUACUUUUUGAUAAUAACUGUAGAGUGUGGUUGGCACGUCUCUACCAACGCACCGCAGUAUUUGUUAUAAUAUGGGUACGUAACCGCUAUCUGUUUGCUGCGUAGACGAGUACUUCUUGUGACUUGUACGAUAUUGACAAACUCAAUAAGAGUGGUGACAUAUAAUUUACGCAGUAAUUAUGCCUAAAUGCCAGUCGCAAAAUUGUGAGUGAAACUACAUGAUUGUUUAACAGAUAUGGCGAUAUUAAGGGGUUUCGCUUAGUAAUAACUCCGUCUCGAUUGCCUUUGAUUGACAAUUAACGAUUCUGUUUAAAGAGAUAUAUAUUUGCGCAUUAAUUGAUAUAUGUCCGUGAAAGUAAGUCUCUUGCCGUUCCGGCGAACGAUUUUUGGAGAUUGGCGAUUUUGCUGAAACGGGGUAAUUAUCCAUGCAGGCUGAAACAUGAUGUAAGCGAGCUUGAUUUCUUAUAGAAAUGAUACGAGUGCAAGCUGGCAAUUAGUUGGAACGUAUAUUAUUAGUGCAACCUAUUUUGUUAUGACCGUCCGAUUGGCCAUAUCGACGAUGUUCAAUAUGCUCUUUAUACAUUUUGCUCUUAACUGGUCAUCUACAUAUGUGAUCGAUAAUCGACAAAUUGGACAACAUUCUCUUCGGUAGGUAAUGAUACGCUAAUGUUAACCUUCUUGUUACCCCCACAAAAUGAGACAAUUGAAGAAAGCCUUAUAAAACUACUUUGAUGCAUAUUUUCUCGUUGUUAGCGAUGUUUCUUGUAGUCCACUUUGUAAAGGCCAAGAUAUUUUUACCACACUACAGUUUAUACCGUUCAUCACAUCACAUAUAUAAUAUUCAGGUUCUGUCAUGCCAAAGAAAAGAAAUAGCUUAACAAAUUCUAGAAGAAAGUUAUUUUGGAAAUUAUGCUCAAUUAUUGUUCAGCGCUUCUGGUCAAGCGAACAUUGAAGGAUGAUCGAAAUGUAAAACCGCUCCCAACACGCUCGGAAACCACAAUAAAGUACUUAUAUUUUAGUGCAAGUUUCAUGUCGGAAUCCUGCAAUGGUCAAUGUAUAUGCUGUUUUAUAUCAAGAGAAUAGGCAAAGCUUUCCAAUGAAAAUCAGCCUAACCACCCACCAUCGGGAUAUCUAUUUUCUUUUAGCAAAAGAUGGAAUUCGAAAGAUGAUCUUCAUAGCUAUGCUUGGUUAUCGUUGUCACUCAACCCAGUAAUUUCACCUCCCUUCGAAUAGGUCCAGACAGCAAAAUUAUAAGUUAGCUUUGAUCUUCAUACAUACAAUCCCGUAUGAAGAAGCUGCGUACAUUUCGCUGCGUUUUGUAUUCGCACAGUCAAAGGCACAUACCUCGGUUUAUAUACGUGAAAAUUAUUGCUCCUGUCUUACAAGCGCUGCUAUUAUCUUUAUCGUUAUGGUCUUCAACCAGUGACACGCCUGCCAUUCAGUCGAAUUCCCGUCGCCGAAUCAAUUGAACCUCAUCGUCGACCAACCAUCGCACGGCCGACCGACCGAGUAGAGGCGUAGCGGUGCUGCCAUCUAAUUUCUUCUGCGACUGCACCGCAUCGUCUUUGUCCUCCGUGACUAUUUGAUCAGCUCCUCCAUUCCUUCGUUAUUUACAGAUGAUGCCGUGAAAUCGGGGUGACGGCCGAUAGUCGGGACGCUCCUACGAGCCCCGCAAGGGCCCUCCUGUAACUUUUGUCAAGCGAGCCUCUUUGCACUUUUUCUCCGGCUUCUUCGCGAGAAGAAUUUCGGACGAAUUCAGACGUGAUUGAAGCGCGUCGACGGAUUACCUACAACUUGACGCUGAGCAAUUCGUAAGCGGGCGCUACGGUAGAUUGAUCGAUGGGGAACUCCAAUUCACAACAGCUGCAUUUGCAGUUGGAGAAUCAUGAAAAAAUAUUCGGAGGACUUCAGCGCGAGCGAUCCUGGAUUGGUGGCUUGGGAGGUCACCAUUCGCUGGGUCCCCAUCAUCAGCUUCAAAGGCAUGGUCAUCUGAUUGUACCUUUAACCGAUGCAGUCAUUCAGAGAAAGAUGUUACGCAAUACGGAAAAUGGGCAAAUACUGCAGAAUGAGGGAACAAUCAGCCAACGAAGAAGAUCAAUGCGUCAGUCUGAGGAGGGAUCCUUUACCCUGAAUCCGAAUAGACGAACGUUGUCCGACUCGGACCUCUCGCGCAAAGCUUUUAAUCAUACGCCUCAUGCCGAUAAUGGACAGCACCAGAGCCAAGCGCAGAAAAGCGUCAUUGCCAUAUCGCCCUCGAAGGCCAAAAUCAAGUUGCGGAAGAAUAAAGGCAAAGCCCCUGAUCCACCAAGCAUUGCAGUUUCAGAACAUCCUCGAGACUCACGAGAUUCACGAGAUUCCAUACAGAGACGAUUCGUCCGCUCGAAUUCGUCUCUUUGUCCUCGAACGUGGGAACAUGAAUUUAACGGUUUCAACAGCAACGAUAACCGGAGUUGUCGAGCAGAUUCACGCGCUGAUUCUCGAGAAUCACGAAGUCGAUGCCCUAUUCAGAAUGGUGACAGUGGUAACGCGUGUAUGAAUGGUAGCUAUAAAAGCGGUCACAAAGCGCCAUCCAAUCGGCUUACUAGAUCAGAAGCUGGCCUUCUUCGUAGACCUGCUCACGAAAAGCCAGUGACAGGUUCGACAAAAUCAACAACAUCCUUAAUAUCUCAGCUAUCGGCAGGUGCGAAAACAUCGAUUACUGGCAGUAAGACGCCAACAAAAGCCAAACCAACCGAAACUACCAACAGCAAGGUGAACAAACGCGAUAUUUCUGAUACACCAAAACCUGCCGCGCCGAUCAAGCCGCAGUUUUACUUCUCGAACAUGGACACGCUAAAAAAAGAAACUUCGGAAACUGGUCGAAAAGAAAAAACGUCACUAAAGAUUGGUAGCGUUUCGAAAUCAACCACUGCAAAGUCUCAAGUAACGGGAAAGACCUCAGCGGCAAAAGAGGUGGCCAAGACGUCUGUUGAUGGUACACGUAUAACCCGGGCUAAACCUUCCGCAAAGGAUCUAAAUAAACCAUAUGGUGAACUACCGCAGCCCAAUGUUACCGCUGUGAACAACAGUUUUUCUAAUAAUCGGAUAACAGCCCAACGAAGGAUAACAGUGUCUGUGCCAACGAAGAAAUUACCAGACCUCCCGAUUGUGAAACCUCCACCAAAAGAAGACGCCCGCCGUGAGGAACUAGUCCGCAAGGUACAGCCCAAUCAGAUCCGUAAACUUGUCGUUCAGAGCGCUCGCAGCAGCAGCAGCAGCAGCGACAGCCCCACAAGUAACCGCAGUAGCGAAGUCCGACAACGGGUCCCCGCCAAUGAUAACGUCGUAUUUAAAGUUAACCCGAACUUUGGUCAGGUACUUGUUUCCGGGAAUAUAAAUCAUACCAAUAAUAAUAUGAGUAGCAUAAACAAUAACGAAAUAAGCGGUAAUCAGGAUGUGAAUAAUUUCUGCGUGCCUCAUGCUGCGACCCAGAUUCUUGACGACCUCGAUGCGACGUUGGACAAUUACUCACAGCUGAGUGCAGGGAGGAAAUCCGAUGAUAGUGAUUAUUGUGAGCCGGAUGAGCGCAAUGUGCUUUCGCCCCCAAAGCCCCCGCUGCCUACACCAGUAACCUUCCAUGCUGCUCAACAACAGCGACCGCAGCCGACCGUUGAGGUUUACGCGCCACGGAUCACGCCCCCAAAAUCGCUCGAGAUGCUUUUCCGGCCUCCAUCCCCUAAAGAGUCGAAGUCACUACCACCGGAUAAAUUGAACGGUCUCGACGUCACAACAAAUGUCGAGUUGACUUCAUUGCAUGCGGCUGACAAACCCCCGACACCGCCUCCCAUACCAGCUAAUUGGAUCAAGUCAAGUGUGUCAUGCAGAGCAAGUAUAUCGUCCUCGUCAGAAGAAGACUGUGGUGGCACACCUGACCAUGAAAAUGUGCAUAUUAGCGUCCACAUUCGACCUUGCUUACCGCGUCGUCCCAUAGCGACAUUGAUGUCUGGCCUAACUCCUUUGCGUUUCUCGCCAACACACGCGUGGAAAAGUCUCGACCCGGCCGGCAGUGACGGUGACCGAAACUCGGAAGGACACAAGAGUCUAUCCGAUUGUGAACUCAAUUUCUCCUCAUCCUCAUCAUCCGACGAAGACCGCAAAGAGGAGACCCCCUUGAAAGCGCACCUCUCGGUCGACUCUGGCAUUACGAGUGGUUACAGCAAUCCACAUCCUCACUGGACGCCAAAAGAAGAUCUGAUCGAUACCGACACGGAAAGCACAGGCGGAACUGAGCCAUCUGAUAUAUCUAGGUGCAUGUUUUCCUUGCCAAAUCAAGCACGUUUUACACUGCCGAGCAUGUUCUUAUCGCAGAACUCGGCAGGUGGUAUUGACUCAAACUGGUCAUUCAAAAGUGGGCCGAACUCUUUGCAGCAGAAAAGUCAAUCUUUCGUCUAUUUACCGCCACCAAGAAACAACGACAGCACUGUAAAUGUCCAAAAUAGGAAUAGUUCGAAUGGAAGCAACAAUGAAAGCAACAGACGCUUAUCAAGCGCGGGUCGAACAAGCAAUCAUCCCUCAUUAUCGUUGGGUAUGUGGACCUACUAAACAGUCAGUUACCGAGGCUUAAUCAUAUAUCAUAUUCGGCCAACGCCGCAGAGCGAGAAAAAACUGAGCGUGCCCAGCAAGUAUGCCUUUAACCCCCAGCAGCAGACCCAACACAGUACUCUUCACUGUAAGCCGCAAGGGAAAACACACAGGACUAAGAACGAAAAAUGUAGGUAUUUUUCAAUUUUACGGCCAUGAGAAGAUCAAAUACAGAUAGUAGCCGUUUUCCCCAUUGCCAACUCAUUCUUCGCUCUGAGUGUUCACGUUGCUUCAUGCUGUUCGUGCCCGCUCGUUGCAGGUGGAUCAGCAGCUAUCGGCGCAGGCAUGUUGUCGCUUAACAUCGAGAUUACGCCUCCACCGAUUAGCAGUGACGAACACAGGCAACUCGCUGCAGACGACCCGUUGCUUUCGGCUGAACGCUUUCGAGAAAAGGAACAGAAAUGGAAGCAAAAAGUCGAGGAGGAGUUUCGCAAACGGCGGGAACGCGAUCGACAGCAGUUGUAGGAGCAGAUGGAACAAAUGCACAAAAUGGAGCAACUAGAGCUCGUCAGCUCAUUUUCGUAUGCGGCUUUUGGUUUGGGAGCAACGCCUGUUUGACCAGACUUUGAAGGAGGCUGUGACAAGUUGCAAGUCCGCUAAAAAGCGGUAUAUAUAUAUACAUAUAUAUAUAUAUAUAUAUAUAUAUAUAUAUAUAUAUAGAAACACAUUUAUAACAUGCGAACAAGACAGAAGGGAAAGUCUGCUGAUGUACGGUGGGACGCAAAGGAAGAGUCCAAAAAGAAGGUCGAAUGGAGGCCUGCGUCUUGUUUAAUAAUGCCAUGCAAUUGCUCGUUGUAAAGUAAUAUAUGAUUAAGUAAUAUAUUAAAAAACACCUAAUGGUUUAAAUAAAUGUGUUUAAUAACAUGCAGUAAACUGCGUAUUUGUUUAAAUACGCUUAGUAAACUUGGUAAUUUAAUUCGUAUCCGUCAUGAAACGGAGUUUGUGUGUUAACAGCGACAGCCGAUUCCGUGUUUCUAGAAUAUAUUCGCCAUAAUAAAUGUUUGAAAAUAUGAGAAACAGACUGGUGGGAAACUUAUUUGUUCAGCACCAUGAAACACUUGUUGAAACUAAAACUCAUAUUAAUAACAUGUUCUUACAUCUGUUGAAGGAUUUUGACGCGCGUGCAAUUCGAAAUAAACUUUCUGACAAAUGUAGCCUUGACAUUUAGUCUUUACAAAACACGAUUUUGUAGCU
Messenger RNA from Varroa destructor (honeybee mite), 7924 nucleotides. RefSeq lists its product as uncharacterized. Lineage: Eukaryota; Metazoa; Arthropoda; Arachnida; Mesostigmata; Varroidae. The record is from RefSeq and is a predicted model, not a curated record.